GCUAGGGACGCCGCGCCCUUGGCAACCGGCAUGGAAGGGGACGAGCUGGUGUCCGCCGUGGACAACAUCGUCACGCAGUUCAGCUCGUACGAGGACUUCCUGGACUCGCAGAUCACCACCCUGGACCUGUACUACCUGGAGGAUGAGGAGCUGGCCCGCCAGCUGGUGGAGCUGGGCUACCGAGGGAGCGGAGAGGUACUCAAGAGAGAGGAGUUUGUCGCCAGGAAGGCCGCCAUAGAGGCCGCGAGACUUGCUGAACGAACCCAGAAAAAGACACUCAGCAGUGCCGGCAAGGAACUGAAAGACCCUUUCCUGCAGGCGCUUGCACAACGGGAGGAAGCCAACCGCAGCGGGAAAAUGACCUCCAUAAUCUUCAUUCGUGACCGAAACUCUCGCGGACAGGAGUUAUCGGGCUAUAUCGACUAUGCGCACAGACUGAAGACUGAGGAAUUUGAUGCCUACUUCACUGGGAAAAAGAAGCUGCUUCCAAGAACCACAGAUCUGAGUUUUUACAACUGGGAGAGCCAGCUCUCCACUUCAAAUUCAAGUCCGAAUUUUCAAGUGAUUGCUGAAAGUGCAUCUGGCUUACUCUUCAAGAACAAGAGGGAUAGAAAAAUCUUAAAUGUCGAUCCUAAGCUUUCCCCGGGGGAUAAUUCUACUCGAAAUCCCAUCCAAACAGACCUCUACAUACAAGCCGUCAUCUACGAUCACAUUUCCAGGAGAAAGACCUGACGGACAACACCCGCAGUGUUCUCUGUGCUUUGUUAGCCUGUGUACAUGGUAGGUCUUGUGGCUAAGGGGCAAAUAAACGAGAUGAAGAAAUCUUA
This is a messenger RNA of Ornithorhynchus anatinus (platypus), 827 nucleotides long. It is a transcript of the gene CFAP299, whose product is annotated as cilia and flagella associated protein 299. Bases 31 to 732 code for a protein of 233 amino acids. The transcript is spliced from 6 exons. The record is from RefSeq and is a predicted model, not a curated record. NCBI's taxonomy places the organism in Eukaryota, Metazoa, Chordata, Mammalia, Monotremata, Ornithorhynchidae.